Messenger RNA from Acaromyces ingoldii, 849 nucleotides. RefSeq lists its product as hypothetical. The coding region runs from base 274 to 846 and encodes 190 amino acids. Lineage: Eukaryota; Fungi; Basidiomycota; Exobasidiomycetes; Exobasidiales; Cryptobasidiaceae. The record is from RefSeq and is a predicted model, not a curated record. The transcript has a single exon.
AUUGGAAUCUUCCACGUCUUGGCCCUUCCUCGCCGUUUCCAACCGCACCGCUUCGGGAUCUUCAAAGGCACUUGAAAGCUUACAUAUACAUGCGCAACGGCUGCAAAGUAACAAACAGUAUGACGUCCUUUUUUCAGACAGCGAAUCCGAUUCCCUCCUUCCUUUGCCAAGCCUGGUGAAGAAGGCUCUUAGAGCCGCUGACAUCAAGUCUGUCGCAACCCCUCCCACCUUCCCUCUCAUCAACUCACACAUUCUUUUGAAAAAAAGCAAAAGAUGGCCCAACCCAUGGAAAUUGCACCGACGUUCACUGUCCGGCUCCAAAAGGGCAUUUCGUCCAGCCUCCAGCCGGGUUCGUCCCCAGCGCUCGUCCUGGAGCUGGCAUCGACAUCCGGAGGAGAAUACGAGCUGAAGACGCACACGCGCAACGCACCUACAAAGGAGGGCGUGGAGAGCUCCAUGUAUGAGACGAGCCUGGGCAAGUUGACGGCAAAAGAAGUUCAUGACCUGGGCAUCUGGUCGGCUGUAAGCGCGCUCGAAACGAUGCCCGAAGGAGGCCACGAGAAGGACACGUACGGCGCCGAUGCCCAGAUCUUCUACAGCAAGCCGCCCUCGUUUGAGUGGUUCAAUGGUCCUCCCACCGGAUCCACUAUUUCACCACCAGGCACCUCAUCCAAGGAUGCAUCACCCAUCGCCAAGCAGGCCGGUGAGCCAACCGACGAGGACAAAGCCCGAUUUGCACACAUCAUAGAGGUCCUCGGACGCCUCCAGGGUCAAGCAAACAAGGCCGUGGGCUCUGGGAAGCUCGAUGCCAAGGGCACAGAGCCCGACAUGGCCCUGGAAGAUUAGAAG